This is a messenger RNA of Sorex fumeus (smoky shrew), 1929 nucleotides long. RefSeq names its product RNA polymerase II elongation factor ELL2-like. Gene Ontology annotation, molecular function: cis-regulatory region sequence-specific DNA binding. The transcript has a single exon. The coding region runs from base 1 to 1929 and encodes 642 amino acids. The record is from RefSeq and is a predicted model, not a curated record. Gene Ontology annotation, cellular component: transcription elongation factor complex. NCBI's taxonomy places the organism in Eukaryota, Metazoa, Chordata, Mammalia, Eulipotyphla, Soricidae. Gene Ontology annotation, biological process: positive regulation of transcription elongation by RNA polymerase II; snRNA transcription by RNA polymerase II; transcription elongation by RNA polymerase II.
AUGUUUACUAAAGUAUUUUCCUGUUUGAACCUUGAUCCUUACAGAUAUCACUUUAUGGAGAACUCUGAAGAAAUGGACCAAAUGCUCUAUCAGGAUGGACAGGUGGAAAUGGAGGCAGCCAAUGGUAUGGGGCCAUAUCAGGACAGUUUCUCAGUAUUGCCCAUGAACCCUACUGGAGAAGUCAGCCAGCCAAUUGACUAUUAUGGAAACCUCGAGAACCGAUUGUGUCCUCAAGCUUCCCAUCAAUUUCAAGGACAUACAGGCCCCAUCCAGCAGCCUCCAAUCAACCCACCCACUCAAGAAUGCAACUUCAAUUUGCAAAACUCGAGUGACUCUAUAUUGAGAUACUCAAGUGAAUACAGUCACUUAUAUCAUCGUUCCCAAAAUGCCCCAUAUUAUGGUCCCUCGGAAUCUUCUUGCCUGCCCUUAAUGUCUGAAACACCGAUGGUGUGCGGGAAAAAUGACACUUACCAGAACACAGACAUAAAGGCCCAGGAAGAAGAGGUACCCUACAAACAGCAGAAAAAUAUUAGAAAGACAAGAGCGCCCACUUGGAAAGACUCUCAAAGCAUCAUAGAUAUAGUUCCGGAGAGGAAAAAGACAACUCCCAUGAAUCCUGCAUAUGCGAUCCGAAAGUCACGAAUUACCAACAGUGUAUACAAAUGGCCAUUCAGAGACAGAAUAAUCCAUCUGUUGGCACUGAAGAACUAUAGAAAGACUGAUCUGCUCGUUCGACUUCAGAAAGAUGGCAUUCCAGAAAAUGACAAGAACACCCUUGGGAGAAUUCUGCAAGAAGUAGCCAUUCUAAACACUGAUUUUUCAUAUAGCCUAAAGGACUCUGUCUUUAAAGAGAUCAGGAAAGACUGGCCUGGAUACAAUAACCUAGACAGGCAGUCACUGGAGUUGAUCCUUGCCAACAAGGCAGAGUCAUUCCAGAAAUCCAGCAGUAACACCCAGCCACAAUUUUCUAGUAGAGAUGGCACCUUAUCUUUUUCCCAGGAUCAAUCAUCCAAUCCAGGUUUUAUUGAUCCUCUAAGGAGAAGGAAAGUCAGAAUAUCUCACCUAGCAACGGCAAGCCGGCCAACACUAAACAGAGAAAACUCCACUCUUAUUCGUCCUCCACCAUCUGCAACAACUGUGAGCUCUGUCGCAUCACCAGAACUCACAGCUACCAUUCCUAUUUCAAAUUCAAUGCCUGUAGCUUCCAGCUCUGCUUCUAAUGGCACUGCACAAGGACUGGGCACUCAACACCACACCUUCAGACAAAAGAGUCGAAUCUCUGAGAGUCAAGUAAAAACCACCAAUUUGAAAAUGUUAGCCUCUUCUUCAUUUGCCGCAAAAAAGCGUAAAAGUGUAAGAAAUCCAUGUUUGAGAUCUAUUAAUAAAUUUAAACGUAUGUUUUUAAAAUACAGAGUCAAGAACCGGAUGUGCAGUACCACAACAAUGAAGAAAGAGAAGACAGAAACAAAACCCCAGAGGGAAGACACGGAGAUGAAUCCUGCUGAAGAAGCUCCGACAGCUUGCAGUGCGUCUGCUACAGCACCUGCACUUCCAGAUUAUUUGACUAAAUAUGUCACUGUAGAUAGCCCUGAGCAGCGCGAGCAUUUUGUACAGGACUUUUAUGCAGAAUAUGAUGAGUAUCAGACCUUGCAUGCUAAGAUGGUAGAUUUAUCCAGAAUAUUUUUUCAACUAGAUGCAGAAAGAAACCAGCUGACUCCAGGCUCAAAGGAGUAUCAGGAUAUUGAUGAAAAAGUAAUACUAGAGUACCAAAAGAUGAUAGAGCUUAACCCCAAUUUUAAGGAAGAAAAACGUAGAUGCUUGUAUCUGUAUGACAAGUUAUCUCACAUUAAAAGACUAGUAAGUGAGUAUGAUCAACAAAACCUCAUGGAAACCAGUAGCAGUUCUAGUGGAAGUUGUUCACCAGAGUAA